UCGCCCACGAAUGAAUGACGUAGUCGAACGUGUGCUUCCGGGAUUGGUCCACCUGGCCAGCUGGCAUCAGCUUCAGGCGUCACGAUGAAAAUUUAAUUUACCAAGCGAAUUGUUCUCGCCUAGUAGUCUGCGUGCCAUAACUUGUAGCACUCUUCCCUAGCAACUAGAGCUCGCGUUUUGCAAUAAUUUACCCCGUUUGAACAUUCAGGAUGGCAGCUAGGCUUGACUGUAGUGUGUUGUCGUGGCACAUGUUGUUUGUUUUGAUGGUGUUGUUUACCACCUGUGCCCGUGCACAACAAGACCAGAAGAUCGGCAGUAUCAAGUUCUCGGGACCAGACGUGAACAGCGAAGAGUCCGAGUCUAUGCACAUGCCGGACUAUCUGAAGUGUGACGCCUGUAGGAUUAUUGCUUACAAGUUUACAGAGAGGCUGGAGAAGGUAACCAAGAAGCGAACAAAGACCCUGAGUGAGUCGGAGAUCAUUGACACGUUUGAGGAGGUGUGCGAAGCAUCCUGGGAUGACUAUGGCAUUAAGGAGGUUGAUGGUCUGAAGAGGCUGUCUGGUCCUGGUCUGGAGACUAAAGAGGUGCCUGGAGUCAUGCAGGGGGGAGGCAAGUGGCCGUACAGGUUGAAGGAGAUGUGCUACAACUACGUUGGAAUUGAAGGAGAAGAAGAGCUGUACGACGUCUUUAAGAGCAAGACAACUCUGGAGAAAUUCUUGUGUAAGGAGUCCAACGGACCCUGUCACCCCAAGAACAAGAAAACCAAGAAAGUGGAGGAAGAGAAAGAAAAGGAAGAAUUGUGACAACAUCGUCAUCAUCAUCUGGUGUUUCUCUUUUCUGUAGAAGUGCCUGUCAUGCUUAAAUUCCAAUUUUCCCACCAAAAAGAGACAAAUUUAUUAAUGUACAUCAUCAUUAAUCAUCCAUGUACCUAAGAUAGAGAUCAUGUGUUAUACUUUGAUGGUUUUGUUUAUUCAUGAUACAUUAUAACACUGAGCUCUUAAGUACAG
Branchiostoma belcheri (Belcher's lancelet) is the source of this 1007-nucleotide messenger RNA. RefSeq names its product marginal zone B- and B1-cell-specific protein-like. The transcript is spliced from 4 exons. The coding region runs from base 210 to 803 and encodes 197 amino acids. Gene Ontology annotation, cellular component: extracellular region; endoplasmic reticulum chaperone complex. NCBI's taxonomy places the organism in Eukaryota, Metazoa, Chordata, Leptocardii, Amphioxiformes, Branchiostomatidae. Gene Ontology annotation, biological process: regulation of B cell proliferation. The record is from RefSeq and is a predicted model, not a curated record.